UCUUGCCUCCUGUGAGUUGUUACCCAACCUACUGCAAGAAUGAAACUCUUCAACUUCCUGGGAGCAAUGGUCUUCUUCACCUUCAUGGUCUCCAGCUAUUCUGAACAAAACCAAGUGAAUGUCCUGUGCUCGACAGAUUGGUUCAUGGUCACAGUUCACCCCUUCCUGCUGAAUAGUGAUGUCUAUGUGCAUUUUUAUGAGGUGCAUUUGGGCCUGGGUUGUCCUCCCAACCAUGUUUACCCACACUUCUACGAGUUUACCUACCGCGUUACAGAAUGUGGCAUCCGCAUCAAGGCCAUCUCUCCAGAUGUAGUUAUCUACAGCUCUGAGAUUCACUAUAUCUCCAAGGCCACACCUUCUAGAUAUGUGAUCCCCGUGUCGUGCGCUGCCCCUCGACGGUCCCCUUGGCUCACUAAGCCCCACUCCGUGAAUGCUGCCAACAACAACAUGGCUGCGACCCCGAAGAAUGAUACAAGCUACCAGGUGUUCAGCUUGCCAGAGCCUAGCCAGGCAUCCAACUGCAGCUGCCCACCUUCUGUCUUCAAUCAACAGAGCAUGUAAGCCCCACAUCACCGGGCAGAGUCUUCGGAGGCCCAUCUUGUGUAGUCAUCUGACUCCACUGAUAUUUCUGGGGACUAAUGUGUUCACUCAGAUGAUAGGAGGAAACCCAUGUAGUGCCCAGAUUUGGGGGCUUCUGAAAACUCUG
Messenger RNA from Peromyscus californicus insignis, 706 nucleotides. RefSeq names its product placenta enriched 1 (gene Plac1). Bases 40 to 561 code for a protein of 173 amino acids. The record is from RefSeq and is a predicted model, not a curated record. NCBI's taxonomy places the organism in Eukaryota, Metazoa, Chordata, Mammalia, Rodentia, Cricetidae. The transcript has a single exon.